This is a messenger RNA of Oryza brachyantha (malo sina), 618 nucleotides long. Its product is annotated as 60S ribosomal protein L35-like. Gene Ontology annotation, biological process: translation; maturation of LSU-rRNA from tricistronic rRNA transcript (SSU-rRNA, 5.8S rRNA, LSU-rRNA). The coding region runs from base 32 to 403 and encodes 123 amino acids. Gene Ontology annotation, cellular component: cytosolic large ribosomal subunit; ribosome. Gene Ontology annotation, molecular function: mRNA binding; structural constituent of ribosome. NCBI's taxonomy places the organism in Eukaryota, Viridiplantae, Streptophyta, Magnoliopsida, Poales, Poaceae. The transcript is spliced from 4 exons. The record is from RefSeq and is a predicted model, not a curated record.
GCCGCGCCGCCGCUUCGCCGCCACCGUCGCCAUGGCCCGGAUCAAGGUUCACGAGCUGCGGGGGAAGAACAAGGCGGAGCUGCAGGCCCAGCUCAAGGACCUCAAGGCGGAGCUCUCCCUCCUCCGCGUCGCCAAGGUCACCGGCGGCGCCUCCAACAAGCUCUCCAAAAUCAAGGUGGUGCGCACCUCGAUCGCGCGCGUGCUGACGGUGAUCUCGCAGAAGCAGAAGGCGGCGCUGCGCGAGGCGUACAAGAAGAAGAGCCUCCUCCCCCUCGACCUCCGCCCCAAGAAGACCCGCGCCAUCCGCCGCCGCCUCACCAAGCACCAGCUUUCGCUGAAGACUGAGAGGGAAAAGAAGCGGGAGAAGUAUUUCCCCAUGAGGAAGUAUGCUAUCAAGGCGUAGGUUGAGAAUGUUAUGUUUAGAACAACACUGGACAAUUUAUCAGCCUUGGGAGUUUCUUAAAUUUUGAUGUUCUCAUGUAUGGGCAUUCCUUGGGGUUCAAGUACAAUGUUACGGGGUUUUAUUAGUUCUGGCAUGUUAACAUUGAUAUCUAAUCUCGUAUUUUCGUCGUCCGUUUUGUUUAACGUUGUCAAUACGAAUUAUGCCUAAUUGUGGCA